Molecule: messenger RNA, 2323 nt
Organism: Sander lucioperca (pikeperch)
Lineage: Eukaryota; Metazoa; Chordata; Actinopteri; Perciformes; Percidae
Product: scavenger receptor cysteine-rich type 1 protein M130-like
Exons: 9
Coding region: 1-1941 (646 amino acids)
Cellular component (GO): membrane
Source: RefSeq, a predicted model, not a curated record
AUGCGAGCAGACUCCAAAAACAUUGCUGUCUUGAUCACUGAUGGAAAGUCCAGUGAUGAUACACUCCUACCCUCAAUGAAACUGAAGCGAGCUGGCAUUGAGAUCUACGCUAUUGGUGUGGAUAAUGCCAACAUAGGGCAGCUGGGGUCCAUUGUCUCCUAUCCAGAAGAAACUCACAUAUACUAUGUUCGUGACUCCUCAAACCUCUGGGACAUUUUGAAGAACUUCACCAUCAACAUCUGUAACAGCAUAAAUAGCUUAGACUCUGUCAGGCUGGUGAAUGGGACCAGUCUGUGCUCAGGCAGACUGGAGGUAAAGACUAACCAGUCUACCCAGCGCUGGUCCUCAGUGUGUGAAGAUGACUUUGACCAGCAGGAUGCAGAGGUGGUCUGUAGGGAGCUUGGCUGUGGGGCUCCUUCAGUCCUCCAGGGGGUGCUCUAUGGAGAAGUGGAGGCUUCAAUGAGGACCAAAGAGUUCCAGUGUGGAGGCAACGAGUCGGCUCUCCUGGACUGUAGAAGCUCAGGCUCAGAUAGAAACGUCACUUGCUCACCUGGAAAAGCUGUUAGACUCACCUGCUCAGAACCUGUCAGGCUGGUGGGAGGAUCCAGUCGCUGUACUGGAACACUGGAGGUGAAACGAGGAGACUGGAGACCAGUGGAUGUCUCUGAUUGGACCCUGAAGGAAGCAGUGGUAGUCUGUGAAGAGCUGGACUGUGGCUCUGCUCUUUCAGCAGGAAUGAGAAAUGAGUCCCUCCAAUCUGCAUGGGAGAUCAGUCCUAACUGUAUUCACUCUGGGUAUACCCUGAGAGAGUGUGUAACAUCAGGUUCCUCUUCCUCCAUCAUGAAGAUCACCUGCUUAGAGCCUGUCAGGUUGGUUGGAGGAUCCAGCCACUGUGCAGGAACACUGGAGGUGAAACGAGGAGACUGGAGACCAGUGGAUGUCUCUGAUUGGACCCUGAAGGAAGCAGCGGUGGUCUGUGGAGCGCUGGACUGUGGCUCUGCUGUUUCAACAGGAAUAAGAAAUGAGUCCUUAUCCAAAUCUGCAUGGAAGAUCAGUCCUAACUGUAUUCAGUCUGGAUCUGCCCUGAGAGAGUGUGCAACAUCAGUUUCCUCCUCCUCCAUCAUGGAGAUCACCUGCUUAGACUCUGUCAGGCUGGUGAAUGGGACCAGUCUGUGCUCAGGCAGAAUGGAGGUGAAGACUAACCAGUCUACCCAGCGCUGGUCCUCAGUGUGUGAAGAUGACUUUGACCAGCAGGAUGCAGAGGUAGUCUGUAGGGAGCUUGGCUGUGGUGCUCCUUCAGUCCUCCAGGGGGCGCUCAAUAGAGAAGAGGAAGCUCCAAUGAGGACCAAAGAGUUCCAGUGUGGAGGCAACGAGUCUGCUCUUCUGCACUGUAAAAGCUCAGAUAGAAACAACUGCUCAUCUGGAAAAGCUGUUGAACUCACCUGCUCAGAUCCCGUCAGGUUGGUGGGAGGAUGGAGUCGCUGUACUGGAACACUGGAGGUGAAACAGGGAGACUGGAAACCAGUAGAUGGCUCUGACCAGACCCCGAAGGAAUCAGCAUCGGUUUACUGUAGAAAGCUGAGCUGUAGCUCUGCUCUUUCAGCAGGAAGGAGAGAUGACUCCUCCAACAGAUCUGCAUGGAAGAUCAACUCCGACUGUGUUCAGUCUGGAUCUGCUCUGAGGGAGUGUGUAACACCAUUGUCUUCAUCUUCCUCCGUCCUGGAGCUCACCUGUUUACAUCCAGCAGCUGUUAUCAUCAGACUGGUCGUCCUGCCGCUGGCUCUGCUGUUCAUCACCAUUGUCAUCUAUUUCAUCAUGAAGGCCACCAGGGGGAAGAAAUUGGACCCACAGGAGAACAUCGAGCUGGAUUAUUAUAACCUCGGUGCUAGCAGAGCUGAAGGAGCGCCAGUUCAAGAGGAAGGAAUCCAGGCAGCAGAGUAGGCAGCAGAGUAAGAUCCCCAAAGAGCUCAUCUCACAUACAAAUGGAUUUCUCAGCUGCCACACAACUGCAUAUCAACUCAGUCAAUGAUUUUAAAUUGUUUCACAGAUUUUCCCUUUAAACUAAUACUGAUAUGACAACAGGAAGAGAAACUCAAGAAGAAAAUCGUCUUUGGUUUUAUGUCUCCUCUCAGUCUCAAGUGAUAAUCCAACCAGUUUUUUGCAGCCCAGUAUCAAUAAUGUAGAAAUGUCCAUAUUGAACAAUUCUGCACCUCCAGAUUUACGUCAGGUGCCGAUGCCGGAAGUAGUGUAACCGUUUUGGUAGCGAGAUGGAAAGAAGGGCAUGGAGGUCGAAGUGGUGGAUGGACGGAUGGAUGUAGUGCAU